AUGAAAUCUUCAAACAAAUUUUUGAAUGUAAAAAAGGAAGACUCCUACUUGGCCAAGUUUACACAUGGAACCAUCAUAUUCGCAGAUAAUUUAUUUAAAAAGAUUGCAAAGCCUUUCACCCAUGGAGGUUGGUCAGCUUUGGAGGAGUAUGCUGAUGAUGACAAUGUGGAGGCCAUCUCUUUCUGUUCGGAGGUGUUACCUUUUUACUAUAAAUCAGAGUUGAUUCAUAUGGGUGAUGUUUUCAACAUCCGCUUUGGCCACGCCUGUAUUUUCUACAAGAACGACAUAUACAUAUAUGGGGGAAACCAACUGAGCGAAUCCUUCAACUCCAGGCUGGUUAAGUUCAACACGGAGACACAAAUUUUCAGCUUCGUGGAAGAGCGUACGCCCCCGCAGAGCCGGUACUACGCAACGCUGGAUUUGGUUCAUUCCAGCGCCCUGAGCGAACAGUGCCUGUUCUUGUUUGGAGGCAAGCGGGGAAGCUACAUCACCAACGACACCUAUAUGUUUAAUUUAAGUAACAACACUUGGGAGCAUAUAAAGGUCCAAUUUUCUCCUCCCCCCGUAUUUGGACAUGUAUCUUUUAAAUACAAAAAUAUUAUCUUCAUCCAUGGAGGGAGCAUGGGGAAUCUAAAGAUGAACAAUGAUAUUUGGUGCUAUUUUGAAGAGGAAAAAAAAUGGAUGAAAAUUAUGAGCAAGGAGGAGUAUUACAAGAAGUUGGUUCAUAAACCCAGUGGCAGAUUUUUCCAUUCGUGUUCUCUGUGUAUAUCUAACCAGGGGAACGACGUCAGGGCGUUCAUCUUCGGAGGGCUCAAUGCAAACAACAAGUGCGUUCAGGACAUCUUCUGGUGUUACGCCUUAAGUAACGGGAAGUGGACCCCAAUUGAAAAUUCCCUGGGAAAAAUCCCCGUGGCACGAUUUGGACACAGCUCCACCGUCCUGAACGACAGAUGGUUCCUCCUCUGCGGGGGGUACAACUUCUGCUGGUACUCCAAGUCGGAACUUCUGGACAUUCACGCGUAUGAUAUAAACUUAAACACCUGGUCAUCCCUGAACGUGUACGGCACGCCUCUGGUCACGCACCACUUCUAUGGAAAAAUCAUCCAAAUGGACGGGAGCGGAUACUUCUUCAUCUUCGGGGGGCUGUGCAACAACGAAGCGUCCAGAAGGAUUUACAAAUUCGCACCGCUCCUCGCCUCGCCGUAUUUCAAACUCCUGCGAGACAAGAUAGACGAAAUGGAAAGGAAGGUCCUUCACUUGGAAAAGAACCCACUGCAGUUACUGAACCCAUCUUAUGGAAGAGAUAUAAACGAAAUAAAAGGCACCCUCAGUGGAAUCUCCUUCACUCUUGCAAGGUACAUACAACUGGCUAGCGACAUAAAUGAAAAAAUAAAAAUUUCAAACAUACUUGCCCAAAAUAACUAUUCACAACUGUCCCACAAAUUUGAACAGUACAAUAACCACUAUGACUCUCUCGUGAAGAGAAUUGAUCAGUUGGAUAGUACGCUCUCCGAUUCGGAUUUCGAUGUCAGGGGGGAAAAUGAGAACAACUUGCGAAAGAGUAGCUCCAGUUUUACUCUAUCCAGUGAGCCUAGCGUUGACCCAGCUGGAACGACCAAUAUGUUGUGA
This is a messenger RNA of Plasmodium knowlesi strain H, 1629 nucleotides long. Its product is annotated as kelch domain-containing protein, putative. The coding region runs from base 1 to 1629 and encodes 542 amino acids. NCBI's taxonomy places the organism in Eukaryota, Apicomplexa, Aconoidasida, Haemosporida, Plasmodiidae. The record is from RefSeq and is a predicted model, not a curated record. Gene Ontology annotation, molecular function: protein binding. The transcript has 6 exons.